AUGACCCAAAGCAACCUGUCGAAGGACACCCUAUACAUUGUCUACAUUGCUAUUGAGGCCCUAAUAGCAGUGAGUGCCAUCUUGGGAAAUGCUCUGGUAAUCUGGGUGGUGAAACUGAUCUCAGCUAACCAGAAUACCACUUUUUACUUCAUUGUGUCUCUGGCCCUGGCAGAUAUUGCUGUCGGGAUUCUUGUUAUUCCGUUGGCCAUCACAGUGAGCUCGGGGAUUAUGAUGCACUUCUAUGCUUGCCUUUUUGUUUGCAGCCUCUUGAUGGUUUUUUCUCACGCAUCCAUCAUGUCCUUAAUGGCCAUAGCAGUUGAUCGGUAUUUGAGAGUGAAGUUUCCCACACAGUACAAGAUAAUUGUCACACGGAGGAGAAUCUGGAUGGCUCUAGGAACUUGCUGGUUCAUCUCUCUGUUAGUGGGUCUUGUGCCCAUGUUUGGAUGGAACCUCAGGAACUCCCAAAACCCUAGCAAGUUGGAAUGUUAUUACCAGAAAGUGAUGAACAUGGAUUACGUGGUGUACUUCAGCUUCUUUUCAUGGAUUCUUGUUCCACUGCUGAUCAUGUGUAUACUCUACGCAGAGGUCUUCCACAUCAUCCAAACAAAGCUGAAACAAAAUGCAGCACCAAUCAAAGGAACAGGAAUAUUUUAUAGAAGGGAGUUUAGAACAGCCAAGUCUUUGGCCCUGGUCCUUUUCCUCUUCAUUGUGUGUUGGUUACCAUUGUGCAUUCUCAAUUCUAUCUCACAUUUCUGCCAAACAUGUGGAAUACCUGUGGAAUUGUUAUAUGUAGCCAUUCUACUCUCCCAUACCAAUUCAGCCAUGAAUCCUAUUGUUUAUGCCCUCAGGAUCAAGAAGUUCAGAAAAACUUAUAUCCUGAUUUUGAAAACUUACAUCUUGUGCAUGAAACAAGAACCAGAUUGCUAUGACAUCCUUGGUGACAUGAGACAACUAUACGGCACUUACCUGGCUGGCUGCACGCAGCUACAGCCGGGUGCCCCGCAGUUGCCUUUUGUCGCUCGGCCGGAGUGGUUGGUCCGAGCGACUGGGGCAGUGAGAAGGCAGCAGCGGCGGUUUUGCGCGGCGGAGCGGCAGCGCAGCGGCGGGAAGAGCCUUCGGCGAUCGGAGAGGCGGCGGGGAAGCCGUCGGCGCGCCGAGGGCUCUUGGAGCAGCGGCGGCCGCUUGCGGAUCGCAGCGGCGGCGGCCAGAGGAGGCCUCCAGCUGCGUGGCGGCGAGGGAGCGUCGCGGCGGCAGCGGAGUUUGGAGUCGCCCGCAGCUGCGGGGCGACUGAGGCUUGGGGGCACUGUGGGCCUGCUCAGGGGACGGGGCGGCGGCAGUGCAGGCUUAGGCCGCGGCGGCGCCCGGCGAGUGGGGUGGCCUUUCUGUUCCCGGGGUGGGGGCGGCUGCUUGGGCCCUGUUGGGUGA
Molecule: messenger RNA, 1425 nt
Organism: Eublepharis macularius
Lineage: Eukaryota; Metazoa; Chordata; Lepidosauria; Squamata; Eublepharidae
Product: adenosine receptor A3-like
Exons: 4
Coding region: 1-1425 (474 amino acids)
Biological process (GO): G protein-coupled adenosine receptor signaling pathway
Cellular component (GO): membrane; dendrite; synapse
Molecular function (GO): G protein-coupled adenosine receptor activity
Source: RefSeq, a predicted model, not a curated record